AUGUCAAUUAUCUUCUACGAUAUACCGUCCACAUCACCUGGGUACUCUGUCUCCCCAAACACCUGGAGGACAAGAUACUGCCUCAACCUGAAAGGUCUUCCAUACACCACCGAAUGGGUCGAGUUUCCUGACAUCAAAACCCUGUACGAAAAAUUGGGUGUGCCACCAACAUCUAAAACACUUGACGGGAACCCGCACUACACUCUUCCCAUGAUCUACGAUCCUUCCACGCAGAAAUACAUCUCAGACUCGCUUGCGAUCGCUCAGUAUCUGGACGCGCAGUAUCCAGGCACCGCAGAAUCUGGCAGAGGGACGAUAUUCCCCAGUGGUUCUGCUGGAGUGAUUCAGAACUUUGCUGAAACUGCGAUACCAUUGAUGAUGGAUGCGCGAUACCUUAUCACCUGGAGUCUCUUUAGGAAACUGAAUCUGAGCAAUGCGACGUAUUAUCGUGCGCUUCGAGAGGCGACCUUUGGUAUGAAGAUGGAAGAGCUCGUGCCGGAUGAUAAGCUCGUUAACGAGAUAGCCACUCUUGAAGGUAUCAUGAAGGAAAUUGACACUCUGUAUUCAAAUACGAAUAAAGGGGAGGGGACGUAUCUCGUUGGGGACGUGAUCUCAUGGGGUGAUAUUAUGCUUGCGGCGGUAUUGGUCAUUUUUAGGAUUUCUUGGGGAGAGGAUAGCGAGCUUUGGAAGCAAUUGACUUCAUGGCAUAAUGGACGGUGGGGGAAGCUUAUGGAGAGUAUGAAUCGAUAUGAGUAG
Psilocybe cubensis is the source of this 756-nucleotide messenger RNA. RefSeq lists its product as uncharacterized. The coding region runs from base 1 to 756 and encodes 251 amino acids. Lineage: Eukaryota; Fungi; Basidiomycota; Agaricomycetes; Agaricales; Agrocybaceae. The transcript is spliced from 2 exons. Gene Ontology annotation, biological process: glutathione metabolic process; L-phenylalanine catabolic process. The record is from RefSeq and is a predicted model, not a curated record. Gene Ontology annotation, molecular function: maleylacetoacetate isomerase activity; glutathione transferase activity.